AACAGAUGCUGCUUAAAAAAGAGCAGCGUAAAAACAUUUGCAGAAGUAAACACCGGGUACAAAGAUGUUUAUCCAAAACCAAAUUUUUAUUGUCUCUGCCAUCCAAAUCUGAGGGAAGUUUUUGGUUUUUUUCAAGACGUUCAUGCACCUGCCAGGACCUAGCUCCCCCCGCAACGACGGAACUCGCGCGAGAGCGAGCGGGGUUUGGUACAGAGAUUGUACACUGUGAUGGAUGCGUAGAGGACCAAUCACAGCGACGUGGAGGCAGGAACAAUGGAGGUUAAAGGUCGAGCGGAAGUUCCCGAAGCUUCUGGUGGCUGGGUUGGCUGCGAGCUAUGGCUAAACACCAUCCAGAUUUGAUCUUUUGCCGCAAGCAGGCUGGCGUUGCCAUUGGAAGACUGUGUGAAAAAUGUGACGGCAAGUGUGUAAUCUGUGACUCCUAUGUGCGUCCCUGCACCCUCGUGCGAAUAUGUGAUGAGUGUAACUAUGGCUCUUACCAGGGGCGCUGUGUGAUCUGUGGAGGCCCAGGAGUCUCUGAUGCCUAUUAUUGUAAGGAGUGUACCAUCCAGGAGAAGGAUAGAGAUGGCUGCCCAAAAAUUGUCAAUUUGGGGAGCUCUAAGACAGACCUCUUCUAUGAACGCAAAAAAUACGGCUUCAAGAAAAGGUGAUUGGUGGGUGGCCCCUUCUUCCCCCCAUCAAGCUGCCACAGCUGCCAGAAAAGACGCCUACUACUACCAGCAGAACAGGAGCAGAGCCCAGAGCAUCACCGGAAUUGCCUGCUAGUGUACUGGCACCUUGCCACCCUUUCCUGUCCCCUCACCCAGACAUGUGGUAGGCAUAGAAAAGGAUUCUUCACAGAGCACCCUGGCAGACUAUAUGAGAGAAAAAUUGAUAGUGUUUUUUUCAGCUCACUACAGCCUCUUCUCCACAUUGAUAUGUUCUCUCUACAGUAAGAGUUUCUAGAAAGAAAUAAUAUUUCUGUAUUGUCUGAGGAGUUGACUGUGAAGCUACACACAAUGAAAACCAUGUUCUUGCAGCAGCUCUGAUGGCAGUUGUCCUUGAGGAACCAUCAGUGUGUGGUGGGGAGCUCUCAGAGUGAUAAAUGUGGGUGUGUAAUCUUGUAACGCUUACCAGGCAGUGCUGGUUUCAUGUUAUUUUCCUUCUGAGAAAUUGGAAACCCUUUCUUUUGCUAUUAUAUUAAUAAAGCUGGCGUUUAUUUUCUGGCAGUCA
Messenger RNA from Microcebus murinus (gray mouse lemur), 1230 nucleotides. RefSeq names its product PHD finger protein 5A (gene PHF5A). NCBI's taxonomy places the organism in Eukaryota, Metazoa, Chordata, Mammalia, Primates, Cheirogaleidae. Gene Ontology annotation, biological process: mRNA splicing, via spliceosome. The record is from RefSeq and is a predicted model, not a curated record.